Diospyros lotus (date-plum) is the source of this 1057-nucleotide messenger RNA. Its product is annotated as elongation factor 1-delta. The transcript has 8 exons. Lineage: Eukaryota; Viridiplantae; Streptophyta; Magnoliopsida; Ericales; Ebenaceae. The record is from RefSeq and is a predicted model, not a curated record. Gene Ontology annotation, molecular function: guanyl-nucleotide exchange factor activity; translation elongation factor activity. Gene Ontology annotation, cellular component: eukaryotic translation elongation factor 1 complex; cytosol. The coding region runs from base 175 to 867 and encodes 230 amino acids. Gene Ontology annotation, biological process: translational elongation.
CCAUCAUAAGAAGAAACUGCGGAACAUCUAAUAAUCUCCAUUCCUAUAUAAAAACCCUUACUAACUAGCUCAUUUGGCUUCCACCGCUUGCGAGAAACCCUAGAGCUCACGACCUUGCCCCGGAGAAGAGAGAAACAGCUCCGUAGCCUAAAGAAUCCACAUCAUUAUCUAGCAAUGGCUGUUGCAUUCUUCAGUGUUAACUCCGAAUCUGGCCUGAAGAAGCUGGAUGAAUGCCUUCUAACACGUAGUUACAUCACUGGGUACCAGGCCUCAAAGGAUGAUAUCACUGUGCAUGCAGCUCUUUCCAAGCCUCCACCACCUGAAUAUGUGAAUGUGGCUCGUUGGUACAACCACAUUGAAGCGCUUCUAAGGAUUUCUGGUGUAUCUGGAGAAGGUUGUGGUGUCACCAUAGAGGGUUCUGCUCCAGCAGAGGCCGUGGCAACUCCUCCUGCUGCUGACACUAAGACUUCUGCGGCCGAGGAUGAUGAUGAUGAUGAUGUGGAUUUGUUUGGUGAAGAGACUGAGGAGGAAAAGAAGGCCGCUGAAGAACGUGCAGCAGCUGUGAAGGCAUCUGGAAAAAAGAAAGAGUCUGGGAAGUCAUCAGUGCUGAUGGAUGUGAAACCAUGGGACGAUGAAACUGAUAUGAAGAAACUUGAGGAGGCUGUUAGAAGCGUCAAGUUGGAUGGAUUGCUUUGGGGAGCGUCCAAACUUGCGCCCGUUGGAUACGGUAUCAAGAAAUUGCAGAUAAUGCUUACCAUUGUGGACGAUUUGGUGUCUGUUGAUAAUCUCAUAGAGGAUUAUCUCACGGCUGAACCAGUGAAUGAGUAUGUCCAGAGUUGUGAUAUUGUUGCCUUCAACAAAAUAUGAUUUGAAGACUCUGAUUGGCUUUCUCAGGAGCGGGAGCUUUUCUCAUAUGUUCUCUUGUUAUGUUUUCUUCUAUUUAAGAAAUGCCGUUUUGAAUUUUGAUACAAACGUAGGAGAUGAUUUUAAGAUAUAGUUUGGUACUGCUGCAGUAAGUUGGCAUUUGCAAUGAGAAUGAGGAAACAGCUUUAUUUAA